ACAGGAAAUGCAAUUGCGUUCUGGGAAGUUAAACACAAACUGAAAUUUCGACAAAAGUUGACAAUUCACGAAAUAACAAUACAAAGGCCAAUAUGAUUCUUUUAAAAUAAUGGUCUAAGUCCUCAGGCAACCAGCCAUACCAAUUUUCAAUCUGCACCGUUUGUUAUUCUCUGUUUUAGCCUGUAGUCCAGACUAAAGGACAGACAACGUUACUGUUUUCGAUUUCUGGAAGUGAAGUCGAAGAAAAGAAAAAAAAACACGAUGAGUCGGAACCAAGCGAAAAAGGAUACCAAGAUGAGGAUCAGGGCGUUUCCUAUGACUAUGGAUGAAAAGUAUGUUGACAACAUUUGGGCUCUGCUGAAAAAUGCCAUACAGGAAAUCCAGAAGAAAAACAACAGUGGGCUAAGCUUUGAAGAGCUCUACAGAAAUGCCUACACAAUGGUCCUACACAAACAUGGCGAGAAAUUGUACUCCGGAUUGCAGGAAGUGGUCACAGAACAUUUGGUAAAAAAGGUACAAGUUGAUGUGCUGAGCUCUUUGAACAACAACUUUCUGCUGACCCUUAACAGUGCCUGGAGUGACCAUCAGACCUCCAUGGUCAUGAUAAGAGACAUACUCAUGUAUAUGGAUAGAGUGUAUGUACAACAGAACAAUGUAGACAAUGUAUACAACCUGGGCCUGAAGAUAUUCCGGGAUGAAGUGGUACGACACCAGUCGAUAAACGAACAUCUCCGCCACACGCUGCUUGAUAUGGUCGCCAAGGAACGACGUGGGGAAGUUGUAGACAGAGGGGCUGUGAAGAAUGCAUGUCAGAUGCUGAUGAUACUAGGUAUAGAGACAAGACAGGUGUAUAUUGAAGAUUUUGAAAAGCCCUUCCUACUGGAGUCCAGGGAAUUCUAUAUGGCUGAAAGCCAGAAAUUCCUGGCGGAAAACAGUGCGUCUAUGUACAUCAAGAAGGUUGAAGCACGGAUUAAUGAGGAGGCUGAGCGCGCCACCCACUACCUGGACAAGUCCACCGAGGAGCCGAUAGUGCGUGUCCUUGAGGAGGAACUCAUCUCCAAACACAUGAAGACCAUCGUAGAGAUGGAGAACUCUGGAGUUGUGCAUAUGCUCAAGAACAACAAGACAGAUGAUCUUGGCUGCAUGUACAAACUGCUUGUGCGUGUCCCCAACGGCCUAAAAACGAUGUGUGGAUGUAUCAGUGGCUACCUCCGGGAGCAGGGCAAGGCUCUUGUGUCCGAGGAGGGGGAAGAUGGCAAGAACGCCAUCACAUAUGUAAAGAAUUUACUGGACUUAAAGGACAGAUUUGACCACUUUCUACACGAAUCCUUCAGUAAUGACAAUUUGUUUAAGAAAAUGGUUUCAAGUGACUUUGAAUAUUUCAUUAAUUUGAAUCCCAAAUCCCCGGAAUACUUGUCCUUGUUUAUUGACGACAAGCUGAAAAAGGGAGUAAAAGGGAUGUCGGAGCAGGAGAUUGAGAUAGUGCUGGACAAGAGCAUGGUUCUGUUCCGCUUCCUGCAGGAGAAGGACGUGUUUGAGCGUUACUACAAGCAGCAUCUCGCUAGACGACUCCUCCUCAACAAGAGUGUGUCGGACGACUCUGAGAAAAACAUGAUCUCCAAACUCAAGACGGAAUGUGGGUGCCAGUUUACGUCAAAGCUGGAGGGCAUGUUCAAGGAUAUGACUGUGUCCAACAGUUACAUGGAUGAGUUUAAGACAUUCAUCACCCAGGCAAAUGUAAAUUUACAGGGCGUGGACUUAACAGUGAGAGUAUUGACCACUGGCUACUGGCCCACACAGUCAGCUACUCCCAAGUGUAACAUACCCAAUUCUCCCAGGCUAGCCUUUGAACAGUUCCGCAGGUUUUACUUGGCCAAGCACAGUGGACGUCAGCUCACGCUUCAGCCUCAGCUCGGCUCUGCCGACCUUAAUGCCACGUUUUACGGAGUUAAGAAAGAGGACGCGAGUGAAAAUGCAGGGGCAAGCUCGUCAAAGGGGCCACGUAAACACAUCAUACAGGUCUCCACUUAUCAGAUGUGCAUUCUUAUGCAGUUCAAUAAUAGGGAGAAAUGGACUUAUGAGGAGAUUCGCAGCGAGACUGACAUCCCUGAGAAGGACCUUCUACGAGCCAUGCAGUCCCUAGCCGUCGGGAAGAUAGCGCAGCGAAUCCUCCACAAGGAACCCAAGACCAAGGAAAUAGAACCAAGCCAUGUUUUCACAGUCAACGAUCAGUUUACAUCCAAAUUGUUCCGAGUAAAAAUACAAACAGUGGCGGCCAGUAAGGGCGAGGCGGAACCAGAGAGGCGAGAGACAAGAACCAAGGUGGACGAGGACCGGAAACAUGAGAUCGAGGCUGCCCUUGUGCGGAUCAUGAAAUCACGAAAGUCACUGCUGCAUAAUCAGCUAGUAACAGAGUGUACAGAGCAGCUGAAGAGCCGGUUCCUCCCAAGUCCGGUGGUGAUCAAGAAGAGAAUAGAAGGGCUUAUAGAGCGAGAGUAUCUAGCAAGAACACCUGAGGAUAGGAAAAAGUACACAUAUGUAGCAUAAGUGUGAUUGUGGCAUAAACUUGUUAUAAACUUGAGACUGGGCUGUGUUAGAAUCUAUCUCAUUUGAGACUGUAGCAGCCAGCAUAAUUGCCUGGCCAGGUUGAUGUGAUAAUACGCCUGUACACCCCGCAUCAAGAUACACACAGACGGACGGAUGGACACAUUCUCACGCCAUUAGUUGACAGAUGGAUAUAUAGGUUUUCCAUGAGUUGCCAUUAAAUACAACCAUUUAUGAAACAAGUUUAAAAGAAGCUAUAAGGCAAGCCUAUAUGGCAAGUUUAAUAGCGUUUUCAUUUAAGAGUUUAUAACAUUUUGUAUAAAAUGGCAACAAAUGUAAGACUCUUAUCACACGACACAUUUGUCGACAAAAAUGAAGAUUAUUUUCAUUUUUCGGUUAAUGGUAUGACACCAAAUUAAUGGGGUGAAAUGACGUCAAUUAAAGUUGUAUUACAAUUAUUGUAAUACAAGAAGUUUUAUUACAUUUGAAAGUCAUGUGUAAAACCUGUGUGUGCUUCUAGAUGAAGGAUUCUGCAUGCUACGAAUGUGGUCAGAUGUUUGAAAUAGCAGGCAAAUUAUUUGUUUGUACUUAAGUGUGGCUAUACUGCCUAUGGUACAAUUUAAUGUGAUGGGUGUGUGUAAAUAAUGGGUCUUGUACAUGUUUGUGUAAUAUUAGUACUUGUUACUCUUUCACAACUUCGAGAGAGAUGGUUAAAUAUGCCUUGUACUAACUAAUAAAAUGGCUUGUGUUGUCAUGGGAGACAAACUCAUAUAAACAGAAUUGAAAAAGCCACUAUCAUUUAUUUUUUGUUGUUUUAUGCCAAAUAUGAAGACAUAUUUGGCAUAUUUUUUGUUACUCAUUUAUAAAUAUGAUUUUUCAGCAAUGACUGAACUGCAUUCUGUAUUUCAUUUUCAGUUAGCGAUUAAAAAUAAAAAAUAGUUACAAUUCUAAAUUAUUUUUAAUGUUUGACGAUUUAGAGGUAUUGAGUGAAUAUGUGAUGCAAGUAUUUAAAGUUUUGAUUUUUGUCAAAUAUUAAUGCAGUUUUUGUGAAGUCUUAAAAUUAUAGACAUUGGGCCAAUUGUAUAGAACUUUGUUAAAGUUAACAACAACAUCGUUAACAUCAUCAUUGUUAACUUUCAAAACUGUUCUGCUCUUGAAUUUCAAUGGAUGCAAUUGUGAUAUGCUGCAUUUCUCAGAUUAAGAUUUCAGGCAACUGUUUCAGCUGUACUUGUUCAUAUUUAAAUAUUUGAGCACAUUAUCAAAUAUUUCACUUUUAAAAGUGAACAACAAUAUUGUUAUUCACGUUGUUAACUUAAACAAAGUUCUGAACCAUUGACCCAUAGUGUAGUAGAAACUGCCUAAGGCACUUUUCCAUUUCGAGGGUUUUAUACAAAUGCGCCUUAUCUGUCAGCUGCGUCAUGAUCAGAGAAAAUUAUCAUGAAUUUGAAUGCAACUGCUUUAUCAUUUCAUGAGAAUGUUUUGUCAUCCAGUUUUGCAUCCAAAUUUCAAGAGUAACCAAGUUUUACUGUUGAUGGUAUGCAGGUUUUCCCAGUAUGAUUAAUAUCGUUGCCUUAGAAAUAUAGAUUGUAAUCAGUUUUUGACAAAUCGAUUUGAGGCAGAUUUCAAAAAGGUCUUGAAAUUUAUACUGGAAAAUGAAUUAAGAUUUUACAUCUUGUUUCUGACCAUCUUUCCCCCGAUGGAUUAAUUUUCCCACUGUAUUAUCCACAGUAAAAACUGGUAAUAUGUCCUGAUAUGUCAUUUUCAUAGUAAUGCAAUGAUAGUGAAAUUUCAUUCAUCAAUACAGAAAUGAGUUUAGUUGCCAUUCUAUUUUUAUUUCUCUGAAAACUGUACAGUUAUUUAAUUUAUGUUGAAAAAUGUGGGGGGAGGGGAAUUUUAAACAAAAGUAAGUACAACUCUUAAUAUGUGUACACUUUAAAAUGAUAAAUAUUUUUUAAAGCUGCACUCUCACUGAUCGAGAGUUUUGAUUUAUUUUUGUCUUUAAGUGAGCUAUUUUGUUGUGUUAAUGUCUUGAAACCAGUGAUAUAAGAUGGCUGACUAAAGGUUUAGUCUGUCAUGGUUUUAGGCUUUCUCUACAAAUCUAAUUUCCACAUCUAUACAUGUAGCUUGUUUAAUAUCAAAAUCUAUUGCCUUUAAAAAUAGCAUUGAAGUCUCUUUUGAGAACUAAUUCAAGAUAUUCAAAUGAAUUUAGAUGUAUUUUUUUUCUCACAAAUUUUGAAAACAUUUAAUGUUUAUGUUAAAUGGAUGAGAAUUUUGGGAGUCCCUUUUAUAGUUAUUUUUUCCUUCUUUUGAUUUUUUUUUUAAAGUUAAAUCAAACGAUGUGAAUUCAGUUUUUCACAUUCACAAUAAGGAGUUUCUUUCCGCAGCACUUUUGUUUCUGUUACUCCCAUGUGAAUCAUUCAUUUAGUGUACAAAAAAAUCUCAAUGCAUGAGAUUGAGAGGCAGUUCUUUCGUCUUGUUUUUGGUGAUUUUAAUGACAGUAUUUUUUCAGUAUUUUCAUUAUUUAAACAACUAGAUGAGCUUACAUGUACAAUAUAUUUGUUUAUUGAUUGGUCAAUAUUUUUCCAAUGAUAACUAUUGACCAAUCAAAUGCUUUAAAUGUGCAAACUAAUGGAAAGAUAGCCAGUGGAGAACUUAUCUUAGUGUUAUACAAAUGUCUGCAGGCCAAUUUGAACAGUACUGCAACAUAUACAAAAAGUUCUUAUUGUAAUUAAAAUAUAAGCAGGGAAAAUAUGAUGUGACCUUUUUUGUGCUGAACAUCUGUGACAUGAUGAAAAUAUUGAUUAGACAUGUUUCAGUUUCCGCUUGUCACAGUUCUAACAUAAAUUUUCCAUUGCUCUGUUACUUAAGGUCUUACUAUGAUAGUUAAAUUGAUUUUAAGGUCUUACUAUGAUAGUUAAAUUGAUUUUUGGAAAGGACUUUUGAUUGUUACUGCCAUUGAAAUUGCCCGAGAUUUUCAUUUUAGUUGGGAAAUGUCCCAUAGUCAAAGUUAUUAAUGAUCUUGUCUUGUUGGAAGCUUUUGUCAAGACAAACUUCAAAUUCAUCUUUAAAUAAUGGUACACUUUCAAAACAUAUGUAUUGAAAAAAUGAUGUAUAUACUUGGUUACUCUACAAAUGUUUUUUUAAUGAAACAUUAAUGCCUUGGCUGUGGGACAUUUCUUUCAAACAAUUUUGCUGAUGUUAUGUAAAUUUCUAUCAUUUUUGUGUUACUGGAUAAAUUCAUUGCAAUUCUAUUUAAAUCUAAAAACUGUCA
Mya arenaria is the source of this 5815-nucleotide messenger RNA. RefSeq names its product cullin-3-like. The transcript is spliced from 19 exons. Gene Ontology annotation, molecular function: ubiquitin protein ligase binding. Bases 262 to 2547 code for a protein of 761 amino acids. The record is from RefSeq and is a predicted model, not a curated record. Gene Ontology annotation, biological process: protein ubiquitination; ubiquitin-dependent protein catabolic process. Lineage: Eukaryota; Metazoa; Mollusca; Bivalvia; Myida; Myidae. Gene Ontology annotation, cellular component: Cul3-RING ubiquitin ligase complex.